UUGGGCGGGACCGGAAGUGGCCGUUCAGACGUUUUCUUGUUAGCUGUCAAGUGAAACAGUUAGCCGUCAUAGCUCUCUUGGAACAUUACAACCGUUUAGAAACACUUUACGAACCGAUAUUUGAACAUCGUAAAGUACGCAUUUGUUGCUCAAGGCCACGCUUACUAUAUUAUAUCUUAUAUCUCGUAAGUAAGUCAUCAUGGGCGAGGUGGAGCUGUCAUGUCGGGCUUAUGUGAAGAUGUACCUGCACGCCUGUCUGUUUCCUCGGUGCAGCAUCAACGGGCUGCUGCUGUCGUCCAACUCGGCAGGUGGCGCUGUGUGUGUGACAGACUGUGUACCGCUGCUUCAUUCCCACCUCCCUCUGGCUCCCAUCACUCAGCUGGCCCUCACACAGGUGGACGUGUGGUGUUCACAGACUCAGCAGAGGAUCGUGGGAUACUAUCAAGCCAACGCCUGCGUAUCAGACAGCAGCCCGACACCGUGUGCACUGAAGAUAGCCGAUAAGAUUUCUGAGCAGUUUGACAAUGCAGUUUUGUUAAUGCUUGAUGGCAGCAAGAUGUCUUCAGACUAUCGGGUUCCUCCCAUCGUGAUGUACGAGCGCAAAGAUUCAAGAUGGUUGCUCAAAGACAAACACACGAUAAUGCUGAGACAGUGGGAGGAGACUCGGGCCAUCGCCGGUCAGAUGCUGGAGUCGGGCGAUCACACGCUGCUGGUGGACUUUGACAGCCACUUGGACGACAUUACAAAGGACUGGACCAAUCAGAAACUCAAUACCAAGAUAGCCGAGCUCGCGUCGCCGGCCAACGGGAACAUCUAAACCGAGAAGUAGCCUCAGUUUGUACUAGAGCCCGAUUAAUUUAUGUUCUGACCCAUCGGCAUGUGAUUCUUUUUAUAACAACCAGAGGUUAGGUUUAUUUUUAAUGCAUCCUCUCGACUGAACAGGGACAUAACAUAUAGACAUGCAUAAAUAACAAAAUAUUUACAGCUUGGUAGAUCUCUGCAGUCAACCCCCCCCCCCCAGAGUGUGCCUUGUAGUCCAACCCAACACCUUUCUGAUUUAAAAAUUCACCUUAAAAACACCUUUUCACGACUAUUACAAUGCACCUUGUGUCAUGUUGUCUUUGCUUUUUAUUCCUAUGUACAUCACAAUCUCCAGGGUGGACAAUAAAACGGAAACACCUCCCAAAACAAAAGUCCUGCAGUAAAAACAAAGUUGUUUCAGAGCGUCAUGAGAGGUUGGACAUACUUAACACACUGUAUGUUAAGUGGUGUCAUGUAGUACUUUAAUAAACACUUAGAAAUAUCCUUCAUAUCUGCGCACGGCUACAUUAUAGUGUACGACCACAAGAUGAUGUGAUGUGGAGGACAUGUCUCAUGAACUGCUUUAGGAAACAGGAACCGACGAAGAUAUUCUGAGCGUCAGCGGACUCUUUACUGCAAGACUUUUGUUUUGAAAUGUCGGAUGUUUGUGUUUUUGUUUCCCCCUAACUUAUCCAUAACUAGUUUUUAUAACUAAUGUCUGAAUUCAGAGUAACUCACAACACGAAUCCUUCUCUUAAAGGUGAACACGAGUUCAUAACAAAUAAAAUGCACUGACUGUCCCAGUGAAGUCUCCUCAA
Cottoperca gobio is the source of this 1619-nucleotide messenger RNA. It is a transcript of the gene emc9, whose product is annotated as ER membrane protein complex subunit 9. NCBI's taxonomy places the organism in Eukaryota, Metazoa, Chordata, Actinopteri, Perciformes, Bovichtidae. The coding region runs from base 200 to 817 and encodes 205 amino acids. The record is from RefSeq and is a predicted model, not a curated record. The transcript has 6 exons. Gene Ontology annotation, cellular component: EMC complex.